GCAAACAAAAAGAGUUCAUCAUGGCCGCUGAUAGUGAUCCCGAGUCGGAGGUAUUUGAGAUCACCGAUUUCACUACUGCAUCGGAGUGGGAGAGGUUUGUGACCAGGGUGGAGGAAGUGCUGAACGAUUGGAAGCUGAUUGGUAGCAGUGGAGGAAGACCUUUGGAGAAGGGAGAAUACUCUGCCGGCACCUGGGAGGAGAAGACUCAGGAUAUCAAUUUUGCCGAUUUCAAAUUCUCAAUAACGCAUCAUUAUCUGAAGCAGGAUUCAGCUGAGAAUGAUGGAAAGGAGGAACCUGAAGAAGAUGCUGUCCCUGGAGCCAUGCAGGACCUGCUGUGUAUGAAUAAUGACUUCCCUCCCAGAGCGCACUGCCUCGUCAGAUGGUACGGUGUGCGGGAGUUUGUGGUUAUUUCUCCGGGGACAAACUGUGAGGCCAUCAUCAGUGAAUCCAAGUGUAACCUGCUGCUGAGCUCCGUCUCCAUCUCUCUCGCCAACACCGGCUGCCAGGUUCCCGUGUUCGUUCAGAUCCAGCAGAAAUGGCGACGGAUGUACGCCGGGGAGUGCCAGGGGCCAGGCGUGCGCACCGACUUCGAGAUGGUCCACCUCCGCAAAGUCCCCAGCCAGUACAACCACCUCUCAGGCCUGCUGGACAUCUUCAAGUCCAAGAUUGGCUGCCCUCUCACCCCACUGCCCCCCAUCAGCAUAGCCAUCAGGUUCACAUACGUCCUUCAGGAUUGGCAGCAGUGCUCCUGGCCGCAGCAACCCCCAGAUUUCGAUGCUCUCCUGGCCGGGGAGGUGGGUGGGGUGGAGUUUGGGAAACUCCCCUUUGGCGCGUGUGAAGACCCUAUCAGUGAGCUACAUCUGGCAACCACGUGGCCUCAGCUGACGGAAGGGAUUGUCGUGGACAAUGAUGUGUAUUCUGAUUUGGACCCCCUUCAGGCUCCCCAUUGGUCAGUGCGAGUAAGGAAAGCAGACAACCCACAGUGCUUAUUGGGCGACUUCUUGAUGGAGUUCUUUAAGCUGUGCUGUCGGAAAGAGACCACUGAGGAUAUUCUGGGGAAGAAUUCUCUUGAAGAAGAGGGCAAAGAGAACAGUGACAUCAGCCAGGCUCUGUCCAAACUGACGGAGCCCAGCACAGUGCCCAUGUCCCGGCUGUCCGUGUCCAACAUGGUGCACAGCGCACGCAAGCGUAUCCGCCGGCACCGCCGCGUCGACGAGUCACCGCUCAGCAACGACGUGCUCAACUCCAUCCUGCUGUAUCUAUUCCCAGAUGCUACUGAGAGGCCCUCUGAAGCAAGCGACAGCAAGGCCACUGAAUCCAAGGUGGACAAGGAGACGGAAGACUACAAACUGUACAACCAGCUGAAGUCUGCACCCUCCGACAGUCUGACCUACCGCCUGGCUCUGUGCCUGUGCAUGGUCAACUUCUACCAUGGUGGAGUACGGGGCGUGGCACAUCUGUGGCAGGAGUUUGUGCUGGAGAUGCGCUACCGCUGGGAGAACAACCACCUGGUGUACGGCCUCGCCAGCGGUCCCCCAGACCUGAGGUGCUGCCUUCUUCACCAGAAGCUGCAGAUGCUCAACUGUUGCAUCGAGAGGAAGAGGAGCAGGGACGAAUUACGGAAGGGCGGCGCGGGCACGGAGACGGGGCGGGAGAGGAAAGUGUCGGGGUGUGAAAACGGGCGCCUGGGGUCGGCGGAGGGGGCCGAGGCCUCCUUCGGGAAGUCGUGGGACUCGUGGAGCGACAGCGAGGACGAGUUCUUCGAGUGCCUGAGCGACACUGAGGAGCUGAAGGAGGCCCCGCCCGACGGGGGGAAGACCGGGGCCAAGCUGAAGCCGGAGGGCCGCCUACACCCCCACGGCAAGCUGACCCUGCUCAACUCCAGCGAGCCCCUCUACAUCCCUGUCACGCAGGAGCCAGCACCCAUGACCGAGGACCUGCUGGAGGAGCAGUCGGAGGUUCUGGCCAAACUGGGCACGUCGGCGGAAGGGGCCCACCUGAGGGCCCGCAUGCAGAGCGCCUGUCUGCUCUCCGACAUGGAGUCCUUCAAGGCAGCCAAUCCGGGCUGCUCGCUGGAGGACUUUGUGCGGUGGUACUCCCCGAGGGACUAUGUGGAGGAGGAGGUGACCGACGAAAACGGUGAGACCGUAGUCAAGGGCGACCUGAGUGCCAGGAUGAAGAUACCGGGGAACAUGUGGGUGGAGGCCUGGGAGACCGCCAAAGCCACGCCCGUGCGUCGCCAACGCAGGCUUUUCGAUGACACUAAGGAGGCGGAGAAGGUGCUGCACUACCUAGCGGUACAGAAGCCAGCCGACCUGACCCAACACCUGCUGCCCUGCGUGUUGCAGGCUGCCGUUCUCAAAAUGAAAGACGAGGAGUCGUCCGAGGACAUUCCUUCUGUGCGCAAAGCGGUCCAGCAAGUUGUCUCCCACUCCAGUAAACUCCUGCGUCACCCCAACCCUGACAACAAAAAGCUGGAGGACGUUAUUAACCAGCUCAUGGAGAUGGAGGCUGUGGUGGCCCGUGCCCGCUCGCUGAAGGCCAAGUUUGGGCUCGGGAAGGGCGAGAGGGGGGAUGAUACGGAGGACCUGGAGAGGUUUGUCAGCUCCCUCCUAGAAGAGCCAGAGGUGAUGGUGAUUGGUGCUGGUCGUGGGCCUGCUGGCAGCAUCAUCCACAAGUUAUUUGUCAACGCUCAGAGGUUGGCUGACUCCACUGAUGAGACCGCCCUGCUGUCACCGCUGGAUGAGGAUUCGGGGAGGGCAGGCACGGCCGAGGACAGGAGGCCCGGGGCGGGCGGGGUGCCGGACUUCCCUCCCCCCGCGGGGCGGGAGAUCCUGCUGCGCACCUGUGUGCCACGCCCGGCCCCCUACUCCAAGGCCCUCCCCCAGCGGCUGUUCUGCGUGCUCAUGAGAGACGACUUCAGACUGGCCGGGGCCUUCUCCUCCGACACCUCCUUCUUCUGAGGGGCCUGCGCGACCGGGGAGGGGUCACAGGGGCUGGAGCUGUCCGAGACCUCAAACCUCACCGGGCGUGUCGCCCCCCUUCUCCCAUCCCCCACAGUGUAAGCCAAAAAACAUCCCCUCUCAACCCUCCUGGCACUACAUCACUAUCAACACCUAAUGAACCGUCUGCGUACAUUUAAACCCGUCCGGAUCCAGCCCAAUUAUUACUCGGAGGGAAUUGUCUCGUUAUUUUUUUUGUUGGUCUUACUUUUAAUUGUAUAAUUUCUUCCAUGUAAUCAAGAACCAAAAAAAGAAGGGGGGGACGGCUUAAUUAUCUGAGAAGCGAGGAACGGAGAGACUGUGCCUGCUCCACAGUGCGAUGUUGACGUUCUGUGCUCGUAAUUAGCGAAAUUUGUACACUUUAAAAAUGUAGAGAAAAUGGAAAUUCACUUCAGAAUCUGUGAACUUGUACUGCCACAUAACCGAGUACCUGUACAAAAACAGUCCAACUUGUCACAUCCCUUAUAACAAAAAGGUUAUAUUUUAACAUGCUGAAAUACACAUCGGAUUCUUUUUGUGCCACUAGAUUGUCGUUUGUGGCUUUGUGACACGAAUGUUGUUUUCUUUAAAUGCAUUAAGCAGCCACAGUUAAGCCUGUUCUCCAUCGAAUCUGUGUGCGGUAGUGUAUAUAAUUACCACUUGUAUGAGAAGGCCACAAUGCAUGCUUGUAGACAUGGUAACUAGCAUAUUUUUUAAUACAUAACAACCCUUGGUUGAAAGUGCAAUUAUAGAGAUUAUAUAUUGUGAAGAUGUAGCCUUACCAUCAGCAGCAAAGAUAAAUGUCAUGGUUAAUGUCGUUAGUACAGUUUCUAUGACUAUUGAUGUAAAGUCUGAUUAAUGGUUAAAUUACUGAGUAAUUUUAUUGUAUAUCCUAGAGGAGACAACAGGCAUUUCAUCUGCGUUGUGUCAGUUGUGGACUCAAAAUAUGAAAAAUAUUAUUACUGUGGAACUAGCCAAAGUACGCACAUGUCAGAUGGGUGUAUUGGGCUUAAGUGUUGGACAGCUCGUGGUUUGGUAAAAUAUGAAUAAAGUUUUAAUGGAAAAUUAAA
This is a messenger RNA of Conger conger (European conger), 4051 nucleotides long. RefSeq names its product RAB3 GTPase activating protein subunit 1 (gene rab3gap1). The transcript is spliced from 25 exons. Bases 21 to 2963 code for a protein of 980 amino acids. Gene Ontology annotation, molecular function: GTPase activator activity. The record is from RefSeq and is a predicted model, not a curated record. Gene Ontology annotation, biological process: positive regulation of GTPase activity. NCBI's taxonomy places the organism in Eukaryota, Metazoa, Chordata, Actinopteri, Anguilliformes, Congridae.